This is a messenger RNA of Cavenderia fasciculata, 2472 nucleotides long. RefSeq lists its product as uncharacterized. Gene Ontology annotation, molecular function: ATP binding; protein kinase activity. Lineage: Eukaryota; Evosea; Eumycetozoa; Acytosteliales; Cavenderiaceae. The transcript has 6 exons. The record is from RefSeq and is a predicted model, not a curated record. Gene Ontology annotation, biological process: protein phosphorylation. The coding region runs from base 1 to 2472 and encodes 823 amino acids.
AUGUCUGAGAUAGCAAAUAUGAUCUCUGACACACAUACCUCUAAUACACCCGAUAAAUCAUCGUUACAAUCAUUGAGGUUUAAAGAUAACUAUAAUCAAUCUCUUUCCCUUGGAGUAUUACCAUUAUCAUUACAAUCAUUGGAGUUUAAUGAUAGAUAUAAUCAACCACUAUCAGCUGGAGUAUUACCAUCAUCGUUACUAUCAUUGAAGUUUGGUGUGAGAUAUAAUCUACGUCUAUCAAUUGGAGUAUUACCAACAUCAUUACAAUCAUUGGAGUUUGGUAAUGACUAUAAUCAAACAAUAUCAAUUGGAGUACUACCAACAUCAUUACAAUCAUUGGUGUUUGGUUAUAGAUAUAAUCAACUCCUAUCAGUUGAAGUAUUACCAACAUCGUUACAAUCAUUAAAGUUUGGUAAUGAAUAUAAUCAACCUCUAUCUGUUAGAGUGUUACCAACAUCAUUAAAAUCAUUAAAGUUUGGUAAUGAAUAUAAUCAACCACUACCAGUUGGAGUAUUACCAACAUCAUUACUAUCUUUAAAGUUUGGUAGGGACUAUAAUCAGGCAAUAUCUGUUGGAGUAUUACCAUCAUCAUUACAAUCAUUGAAGUUUGGUUACUACUUUAACCAACUUCUAUCAAUUGGAGUAUUACCAUCAUCAUUACAAUCAUUGGUGUUUGGUAGAGACUAUAAUCAACCUCUUUUAGUUGGAGUAUUACCAUCAUCAUUACAAUCAUUGAUGUUUGAUGGAGAUUCAAUAGAUCCGAUAAGAUUUUUAGUUGAUUUCAACCAAUCCAUUGGUGUAAGCAGAAGUUUUAUUAAAUUAGGAUCAUAUGGAGUCAUAAAGCUUCCAAGCACCAAGGUUUUUUUUAUUCUUUCAAAAACCAAAUCUUUACAAAACAAACAUCAUAACUCAACUCACACUUGGGCCAACAGACCGAGCAACACUCCAACAUCCACAACACUCAACACAAAUCCCAACUCUAUCAAUUACGACCUCAACUAUUUAAUGAAAUAUCCUAUCAGCGAAACAGAUUUUGUUAUAGUCAACACCCACAAAUAUUUCAAAUUACAUUCUUUUCCAUACUCUGCCAACCAAGUAUUUUUAGUAAUGUGCCAAUCCUCUGGUGAAUUGGUACAUCAUCAAGAUGACACUGAUUCAAAAAAGAUAUAUCUCUUGACAUAUUUCUGUGAAGGUGGUGAUUUAGAACAAUUGUGUCAAUCAAUUUAUCAAUGGAAUGAAUUUCAAAAGGAAAACCCUCAUCCAAAAUAUAAAUAUAUUCUCGAAACAGAAAUAUGGCGAUACAUUCAUCGAUUAUUCCUCAUACUCGAAAAACUAUCUCAACACAAUCUUGCACAUCUUGAUAUCAAACCACUCAAUCUAUUUAUUGGAUCAGACGGUGAAAUAGUUCUUGGUGAUUUUGGUUGUUGCCACUAUUACUUUGCUACACAAUCCACAAACAAUAAUCAAGAAAAAAUUAGUGACUCUAUCAACCAACCAACAGCACAAAAUGCAAAUAUGAUAGCUACACCACUUGCCUCUCGUGGAACAAGAGGGUAUUAUGCACCAGUCCCAACACCUGAUGAUCGACUUUCAUUGGAUGAUUUAAUUGGAGAAAUAGUCAACCAACACACACAAAGAAUCACAUCAUUUUUAAUCAAUCAACGACAAAUUCUAUCAAGCACAACAACAUUAAUAUUGGAUGGUGAAUUCAACAGUCCUCUCAAAGGAUUACUUCCACCAACACUUUUAAAAUUAAAGUUGUUGGGAAACUUUAAUCAACCAAUCGAAUGGGGUGAUAUUCCAGAUAGUGUUGAAACAUUAAUAUUCGGAUCAUCAUUUAAUAGUCAAAUACAUUCAUUUCCAAAGUCAUUGAAUAAUUUAGCUUUAGGAAUAUCAUUCAAUCAACAGUUGUUCCUCAUCGACAAAAAAGUUACAAUCCACCUUAACAGAGAUAAUAAUACUUCGUGGAAUGAAUGGUUCGAUUGGGCUCUAUCUCAAAUGAAGCAUGUCAAUAUCUACUACCGCCAAGACCUGGGGAAAAAAACUAAUUCAUUUAUUAAAAACAAUGAUAGUGGAUCCAAUUUCUUCUUGACAAUUGGUGAAAAAUAUUAUGGAAUUGGCGAUAUCAAGGGGGACAAUAAUAUAAUAGAGUGGACGAAUAACAACUUCGAGUGUAAAAUCAAACUAAAAGAUGUUAAAGUGAUAUCACAUGUUCAAGCAUCAAUCUAUCCACAUUUGUUUUGUCAAAUAGAUAAAUCAAAAUUUGAAGAAGCCAACAGACGAUUUGGAGAAUUUCAACCCGACUCUGAAUACAGUUCUUUGUAUUCUGAACUAUUUGAAUUGGAUCAAGACAAUAUUCAUCAAGUGUUUGAACAUAAUCAUCAAUAUCUAAAUAUUAGAUUGAUUUACACCCAAACACCAGAUUCUGUGCUAUCAAAAUUGAUAAAUAUGCUCUAUAGUGCUAUUUACUAA